AUGGACUCUAGAAUUCCUGUGGUCGCCGCUAUAAUAUUAUUCAUAAUCCUUCAUCGCAGGCAUCUUCGGAAGCAGAGAGAAGAGGAUAAUGAUGACCGUCAUGCGUCCUUGGAUUUUGGAAUGGGUGAUGUACCCCAGCCUGGAAGGGCGAAAAAGAGGCCGAUGCCUGGGAUGUUGGAGACAAACUUUGGAGAAAAGUCAGCUCAUAGGCACAACCAGAUGUCGAUGGACCUAGGCAUGACAAGCCCUUACCUCUUACCACCGGAAUUGCAGAGUUCUCGAGAAUCCUUGCAUUCCCUUUCAAGGACUAUCCACCAAAACGAAGAUCCUUAUCGCCCGGUAACUCAAUAUUAUCCCGGAGAUGGUGCAUCUAUUCGAUCACAGUCGCGACAAGGUCCGGAUGGUGCAUCAAUCUACACGUCCUCAAGCAAAGCAGCCUCAAAGUUCCAGGACGGUACAGAGGGUCUUCUCGCAAACGCAGCGAGAAUGUCACGAAGUAGUCCUCCGGUGGCCACCGCUUUCAUCCCGCCACCGCGUCAAAAUUCUCUCCCUCAGAAGAAUCCUUCCGUGAACACUGUCGAGGUUAAUGCUGGAGAUUCGACACCACAAUCACCCCCACCUUAUCCGGUAGAGCCACCCCAAGCACACAUUCACGAAUCAAGUAUCCCCGGAAAUGGCUCACCAGCCGGCCCUCUUCCGGAUCAUGGCCUUGCUCCAGCAUUGAAUACCAGCAUGGAUGGACGCGCGUCUUACGCUAGCAGUGGCGACGCAGGUCUAAGACAGAGUAAUAACUAUCUUGGAUCUAUCAUUGAAGCACAAGACCCAUCAGCUCCCGAUAAUACAGCUGAACGAGGAGCUGCAUUGACCUCUGAGCGCAGCCCUCUCCCAGCGAACCCGCAACCUAUUCGAAAGCAAUCGCUCAACAUACUCCAGUCAUCACAUCAGUCUCUCAGUGGUGAAGUGGAUGAAAUAGGCGAUGGGUUCAAAGUUACGCCACCAUCCCCUGGCCUCGAAAAGGACGCCGAGCACACGCGAGGACAACGGCAGUCAAUGAGUGCUGCGCCUGAGGAGUUCGCGCAUGCUGGAUUAAAUGCACCUGCCUUGGAUCCGCGCCGUCUCUCAAUGGGACUCCGCCCUCUCCCCCCUGACGCUGUUACUGAGGUUGAUGACCCUGAAGUCAGAGCAAACAGGAUCAGAUCUUUCUACAAGGAAUAUUUCGACGAGUCCAAGCCUGCUCCAGAGGGCCAGUAUCAUGAAGACUAUGACGAAAAUUACUUGGGCGACGCUGCAUACUUCGACCCAGACAGCAAUAACUUUGUCAUGCCAUAUGCUCAGCCCGUCACCCGUCGGGCAAUGACACCGCCCCCUAGUGGACCUCGAUUCCAAGGAGCUCGAAUGCCGGGUCCCCGGUUCCAAGGACCUCCUCGUGCCAUGCAUGGCUCCAUGGGCGGGAUGAGUAGUAUAAGUGGAAUGCGAGGCCCGCAAGGCCCAAGGGCUUUCUCGUCCGCAUCUGGACGCAUGGGACCUCCGAGAAAACCGAUGCCACCUCCUGCCGCCCUCACCACCUUGCCGACUCCAUCAAAACUCAGAGAUGACACGCUCGCUAUAAUGAAUCCCCUGGACUUCGCACCGCCUCAGACUUUCCGAGAUCGCGUCGCCGGCCGGUCAGAGAGCCCGCUGGGUGAGCGGCGCCCAUACUCUCCUGCCGUGCCAUCAUUCGUUCCGGUUGUGAGCGCCUUCGAUGAACUUGCACCUAUACCAAGCCCUCACUUGCUUCGAAAAUCCGGAACAUUCACGUCCUUGGACUUCGCCCCACCUAAGAGAAUCAGGGACCCUGACUCGAUGAGUGAUGCAGGCAGUAUUCGAAGCAAUAGAAGUGGAAUUUCAGCUAUGCAUCUGGGAGCCAUUCGCAGUGGAGCAUACCGUGUCAGUCGCCUCCCUCAGGAUAUGGUCUUCGCCAAGGACGAUAUGGCUGCUCUGAAACCGCAGUGGGGGAUGCGAGCUGGUAGCUAG
This is a messenger RNA of Amorphotheca resinae ATCC 22711, 2013 nucleotides long. RefSeq lists its product as hypothetical. NCBI's taxonomy places the organism in Eukaryota, Fungi, Ascomycota, Leotiomycetes, Helotiales, Amorphothecaceae. The transcript has 2 exons. The coding region runs from base 1 to 2013 and encodes 670 amino acids. The record is from RefSeq and is a predicted model, not a curated record.